AGCAAGAUGUCUGUCAAAACGUUGAACAAUAUGGCGCCACCUCUCGAUUUCUCCUUCAAAAAUCUUGCCACGCUCACAGAUUCAUUGGAAGAGGAACCCAGAAAAGGAACAAAGUUAAAGGAUACUGAAUUACAGGAAGGUUACACCGACAUAGUGACAGCAGUGAGGUACAACAACAACUCAAUACACGACUUGGGAGACCUGGUUCCCUCCAUAACCUCCCUGGUGGUUAACCCUGCGGCUAUCAGCUGGCUAGAUUUCUCUUUCAACGACAUCAACGCGCUAGAUGAUGCGCUGCUGCAAUUUCCCAAAAUCACGACUCUCUAUCUCCAUGGUAACCAGCUCAUGUCGCUCAAUGAGGUCAAAAGGUUAUCUGGUUUACCAGGCCUUCGUACCUUAACUCUUCAUGGAAAUCCUCUUGAAGCCCUGGACGGAUACCGACAGUUCGUGUUGGGUACACUACCUUCCCUCAAACAACUAGACUUCAGCUCCGUUACCAAGCAGGAUCGAGCAGACGCCGAGAACUGGAAGAAGUUGUGCAGCAAGAAAAUGAAGAUGAGCAAGAAAAAGAAAGCCGCCGAGUAAAUUUAGUGAAGUGGUGUGAACUGUAAACUUUUCAGAUGUAAAAUUGAUGUGAGAUUGUCGGUCAAAGGGACAAGAAAUAUGUGUGAUGAAAAGCAGUCAAAUUUUGGUCGUUCAGUUUAAUGAACUACCGGUUCUUUAUUGACAAACUCAUUUUCUUAAUAAAGCAAUUACAAACCUGGUAUACAGGAUAUUGAUAGUUGAUACCUCUUCUGUUCAAGUUGAAAGAGCCAAAAGCAAUUAUGAUUGUUAUGUCCGAACCUAAGAACUUUUGUACAUACUCCGAGUUUCUGUAAAUUAGAUUUUAUACAAUUUCGUGUUUUAGAAAGAACCCUGAA
Bolinopsis microptera is the source of this 920-nucleotide messenger RNA. Its product is annotated as leucine-rich repeat-containing protein 51-like. Bases 7 to 585 code for a protein of 192 amino acids. The transcript has 5 exons. The record is from RefSeq and is a predicted model, not a curated record. NCBI's taxonomy places the organism in Eukaryota, Metazoa, Ctenophora, Tentaculata, Lobata, Bolinopsidae.